AUGUCAAGAGGAACCUCGCCAAGGGCUGGUCCCGUUGGACGAGGCCAACAGAGAAGUGCCUCACAGGAAAGCUCAGCCUUUGUAUCCCAGGGUCCUUAUAGAUAUUGUGGGAAACCAAACCACAAGGAGUACAACUGCUGGAGGAAGGAAAGGAAAUGCUUACGCUGUGGGAGUGCGGAGCAUCAAAUUGCUAACUGUCCGGUUUUACCUCGAGAAGCGAGAGUGACUUCACAAUCAUCAAAGGCCAAUUCCGGGCAAUCCAAGGUGGAAGGGACGAGACCUAAGGUGCCAGCUCGGGUGUACUCCCUUGAGCAAUGCCAAGUCCCUGACUCAUCUGAGAUCGUGGAAGGUACGAUCCCUGUCUUCCAUCAUCUAGCAAGGAUUUUGAUAGACCCCUGUGCUGCCCAUUCCUUUGUUAACCCCUAUUUUAUGUGCGGAAUUGAUAUAAAAUCUGUUAGCUUGCCUUAUGACUUGGAAGUUAGUACUCCUACGGGGGACCAACGUUUGAUCACUAGUAUGAUGUAUGCUAAUUGUGAAAUUUGGGUAGGAGAGAGGAAGCUAUUGGAGAAUCUUAUAAGUUUAGCUAUUAAGAGGUACGACGUUAUAUUGGGAAUGGACUAG
Coffea arabica (coffee) is the source of this 621-nucleotide messenger RNA. RefSeq lists its product as uncharacterized. The record is from RefSeq and is a predicted model, not a curated record. Gene Ontology annotation, molecular function: nucleic acid binding; zinc ion binding. NCBI's taxonomy places the organism in Eukaryota, Viridiplantae, Streptophyta, Magnoliopsida, Gentianales, Rubiaceae.